This is a messenger RNA of Engraulis encrasicolus (European anchovy), 2301 nucleotides long. It is a transcript of the gene nherf4a, whose product is annotated as NHERF family PDZ scaffold protein 4a. The transcript is spliced from 10 exons. Gene Ontology annotation, biological process: protein localization to plasma membrane. The coding region runs from base 1 to 1473 and encodes 490 amino acids. Gene Ontology annotation, cellular component: apical plasma membrane. Gene Ontology annotation, molecular function: protein-membrane adaptor activity; protein binding. NCBI's taxonomy places the organism in Eukaryota, Metazoa, Chordata, Actinopteri, Clupeiformes, Engraulidae. The record is from RefSeq and is a predicted model, not a curated record.
AUGUUCUUGAAAUUUACGUUUAACCCGAAACUUGGAAUUGAUAAUCCAGCUUUGGUGAUUUCAGAUGACACAGAAUCAGAUGUGCCGCUGCAUCUGUGUCGGCUGAAGCGUGAGGUGGGCCAGGGAUUCGGUUUCCACCUGGAGAGACGAGAUGGCUAUCUGCAGCAGGGCCACAGGGUGGGCCGUGUGGAGCCGUGGAGCGCCGCCGAGCGGAGCGGCCUGAGGGAAGGACACCAUCUCCUGGAGGUCAACGGAGAGUAUGUGCACCACAAAGAGCACGCUCAGGUGGUUCGACAGAUUCAGGAGUCAGGGCUGCUGCUGUACCUGAUUGUGGUGCACAGUGAGGACUAUGAGAGGGCCAUGUCGAUGAAGCUGGACCUCAGGUCGGCUGUCAGCACUUAUCAUGGUGGGGUUUGGUCACAACCGAGGCUUUGUCACAUCACCAGAGAACCAGGCCUCGACCUUGGUCUCAUCAUCAAACCUAUUGAAGGUGUGAAAAGCGGUUACCGCGUGAGCGUGGCGAGUGAGAGUUCCGCGGAGAGAGCAGGAGUGCGAUGUGGAGAUCGCUUAAUCUGGAUUAACGGAACAAUGGUGUCAACACUCACACACUCCGCACUUCAUAAAAUAGUCAAGAAAUGUGGGGAUCACUUAACCAUUUUAGUGAUUGACAGUCAGAGUGAGAAGGAGUUUCUCCACAGGAAUAUACCCAUACUUCCUUGCAUGGCCGGCUCCCACAACCUGCCCCACAGACCCAAAACACUGCACCUGGCCCAGGGCCCACAAGGCUACGGCUUCCUGCUGCGCCAAGAGAAAUUCCCACCAGGACGCAUGGCCCACAUGCUGCGUGAGGUGGACGAGGGUAGUCCUGCGGAGAGGGCGGGCAUGGAUGAUGGGGACGUGCUGCUGUCGGUGAACGGGGAGCCAGUAGAGAUGUCCGAGCACGAGGACAUUGUCAGCAUGGUGCGACAGAGCGGCCAGCAGGUCACCCUCACCUGCAUCUCCUUCAGCGGCAAAGAGUUUUAUGAAAAGAUUGCACUGUCCCCACUUCUCUUCUAUGAGGAUGACAUCCUGGACGAUAAGGAAAACAGGAAUCAGAGUGAACAGUGUGCAGGCCCUCCCUGCCAAAGACUCUGUGUUCUCCAGAAAGAAACCUCCGGGUUUGGCUUCAGUUUGGGAUGCGUGGAGAAUGAGCCUGGCACGUUCAUUGGCCAGGUCACAGUAGGGAGUGGCGCUGAGAGAGCUGGUCUCUGUGAAGGGGACGUUGUGAUGGAGGUGAACGGCCACAGUGUGGAGAGGGAGUAUUUGAAAGAGGUGGUGAGGCUGAUAAUGUGCGGUGGGGCCUCCGUCCAGAUGCUGGUCAUGGAUCGGUCUGGAUUUAAUGCAGCAAGACAGAGUGCACUCCCUAAUGACAAUAAUGCAAAGCUACAAAGCAAGACCAAGGUCUCAGAAGCAGUGCACAGCUCUUUUGUGUAAGAGGGUGGUCAGAAGUCCCCAUCUUACACACUAAAUACUGCACCAGAAGCGCUUGCCAGUGCCAUGUUAUAAUGGACAACAAUCAUUUCUUCACCCACACGAGUCAAGAAAGUAUCAGUGUUAUGAUGUAAAUACUUGUUUUGUUUUAGGUUCUGCUGUCCACGUCGGCAUGGUUUCCCAAAAACAAGGGACUGCUUCUUGAACAGUGCUUAGUUGCAUUCAUUUUUCUUUGGCCCUUAUGAUCAACCCAACUGUGUAUGUACGCAAGAUUUUUUACAUACUAGGCUAUAUAUAUUCAGAGAGAGAGAGAGAGAGGAAGCGAGAGAGAGAGAGAGAGCAAUGGAGAGAAAUGUAUAAUAUAUGGUUAGAUACACAGUAUAUAGACAGAAUUACGGUAGAUGAGGAUUUGUAAUAUUAAAAUAUGCAAUUAAGAUAUGAACAAUGCAAUGGCAUGUGUGCAAUACUGUAGAGCAGCAAGCAAAUGCAGUGCUUUAUAUACUAGCAUUUCAAUUCAAGGCUGUGAACAUGUGCAGGAUCAUUUAGCAAGCAGCUUUUUAAAAAUAUCAAGCCUUCCAAUAGACACAGGUAUGAAAACGAAUAUUUGAGUCUUUGACUAAUGAAAAGAUAUUAAGUAACCUGUGACAACUCCAUGGUACCUGAUUCUGCACUGAAUUAUGGCUUUGAUUGACAAUAGGACCAGUCCAAGGUAUAUACAGCAUUUCAAAUGGACUCACAUAGGAGCGCACCACAACUGGAUGUAACUGACAUGUGUCUACAUACUACAUUUCUCUAUACUCUUAUAUGAAAUAAAUUAAAAUAUCAAAUUUA